Xylona heveae TC161 is the source of this 1311-nucleotide messenger RNA. RefSeq names its product serine/threonine-protein kinase. Bases 1 to 1311 code for a protein of 436 amino acids. Gene Ontology annotation, biological process: regulation of mRNA processing; spliceosomal complex assembly; protein phosphorylation. The transcript is spliced from 5 exons. Gene Ontology annotation, molecular function: protein kinase activity; ATP binding. NCBI's taxonomy places the organism in Eukaryota, Fungi, Ascomycota, Xylonomycetes, Xylonales, Xylonaceae. The record is from RefSeq and is a predicted model, not a curated record.
AUGGGUAAUGGUCCAAUGAUUCAAGCUGCCUUUCCUGUGCAUCCCAGACUGGGAGUGCCCUUCCCACGAAGAUCCAUCAUAUCUUUGUUCAGAUCAUUCUCGACCAGAGAAACAGCAGGGUCAAACACACUAGAACAGCCACGGUCGCUUCCUACCAGCGGGUUCGAAGUCCUCGAGUCGGAUCGUCCGGUGGAAGAGAAGGAGUUGCAUGAGUACCGCGAACAUCGAUUCUAUCCAGUUCGAAUGGGUGAGAUUUUCCAAGAUCGCUACCAAGUAGUUACAAAGCUCGGGUUUGGUAGUUGUUCGACUAAUUGGCUGGCUCGUGAUCUGAGAGAUCAUCUGUAUGUCGCACUGAAGGUGUAUGUGAAUAGCUCAUUGGUGCACCGCGAACUUCCAUGUUAUCAUCAUAUCUCCCCCCGGGUGGCAGAGAGUUCACAUCAAGGACGAGGCAAUAUAAGGAGGUUCUUAGACUCCUUUGAAAUCACCGGUCCACAUGGCAAACAUAUCAUUCUUGUCCUUGAAGCAGCACAGAUGAGCCUCUUCGACAUGAAACAUGUAUUUCAACCAAAUGGAUUUCAUGAAGAGGUCGUAAGAGGCGCCAUGACUGAGCUGCUUGAGGCUUUGGACUUUCUACAUACCGAAGGAGAGGUUAUCCAUACCGAUGUCCACUACGGCAAUAUGCUCCUAGGCAGCCCCGAUAACAACAUGUUUCACAGACUCGAAGAAGGAGAAAUGACAUCGCCGGUGACCCGCAAGCCAGUCUCACCUGAUCGGACCAUCUAUCUCUCGCGCCUCAUAGCGACUAUUCAGGAUGGCCCAUUGCUACUAUCUGACUUUGGCGAGGCGGCGAUCGGGCCAGGGCCACACAGCGGCGAGAUUAUGCCUCGUGAAUAUCGCGCGCCAGAAAUAUUGCUUCAUGUAGAAUGGAGCUAUCCAGUUGAUGUUUGGAGUGCUGGUCUCACGGCGUGGGAACUCCUUGAACCAAAUAGGCUCUUCACAGCGCGUGACGAAAAUGGCGAUGCGAAUGAUGCUGCUCACCUCGCUCAGCUGAUUGCCGCGUUGGGACCACCACCUAGGGAAUUCCUAGCCAAAAAUCCGGAGAGGAAAUCUGACUUUUGGGAUGACCAAGGGGAGUGGUUGGGCGCUGCACCCAUUCCGCACGCGCGGACAUUGGAGGCUUUGGAGACUGAAUCAGAAAAUAAAUCAGGCUUCCUCCAGUUCUUGCGAAAGGCUCUGACCUGGAUGCCCGAGGAGAGAGCAACGGCCAAGGAACUUUUGCAAGACCCUUGGCUGACAGGUAAGCAAAAUUAG